ACAUUUUCUCUCUCGGGCAGAAAAAUCAACCAAGACCACCAAUAACACGGUCCACACAGUACCAGCAACUCUCUCUCUCUCUCUCUCUCUCUCUCAUAAAACCCUAACCUUCUGAAAUCUCAUUCUGUUCUCUAAAAUCGAUCAUGGCGUUCUCUGCAAUUUUGCAUUUGUCGUCCUCAUCAGCAUUUACUCUGUCUCUCGGAACUUAUCGGCCUUCCCGCUCUCAAAGUGCUUGCUUAUCAAAACCCCUCAUAGUUAAGGCUUCGACUUUUCUGGAUUGCGCAAAGGCAUCAACUUCUGUGAAGACGGAUAAUUGGCAAUGGAAAUUCAAGGAUACUUAUGUCAACAUUUAUUAUGAGGAACAUGAGAAGGAGAGUACUGGUCCUACUAAGAAUAUUCUUAUGAUACCAACAAUUUCUGAUGUUAGUACUGUGGAAGAAUGGAGAUCAGUGGCUAAAGACAUUAUUCAACGAGUUGGUAAAGUGAAUUGGCGGGCUACUAUUGUUGAUUGGCCUGGUUUGGGUUACUCUGAUAGGCCAAGGCUAGAUUACAAUGCUGAUGUCAUGGAGAAAUUCCUGGUUGACUUCAUGAAUGCACCGAAUGGUCCAAUAAGCUCCUCGGAUAAUGAUUUGGUGGUCUUUGGAGGAGGGCAUGCUGCCACAAUAACAGUUCGUGCUGCAAAAAAGGGUUUAGUGAAGCCAACUGCCAUUGCUGCUGUUGCACCCACCUGGGCUGGUCCCCUCCCUAUUGUGUUUGGUCGAGAUUCCAACAUGGAAUCAAGGUAUGGACUGCUUAGGGGAACCUUAAGGGCUCCUGCUGUAGGAUGGAUGAUGUACAAUGUGCUCGUCAGCAAUCAGAAUGCAAUCCAAUCGCAGUACAAGUCUCAUGUUUAUGCAAAUCCUGAAAAUGUGACCCCCGACAUUGUUGAAAGCAGAUAUGCUCUUACAAAACAGAAAGGUGCCCGUUAUGUGCCUGCUGCUUUUUUGACUGGUCUACUGGACCCUGUGAAAUCCCGAGAGGAGUUUGUUGAACUUUUUGCAGGAUUAGAAGGGAGAAUACCAGUUCUCAUUGUGUCUACAGCAGGUUCUCCCAAGAGAUCAAAAGCAGAGAUGGAAGCUCUUAGGGAAGUGAAAGGGGUGAGCAAGUUUGUUGAGGUCCCAGGUGCCCUCCUUCCGCAGGAAGAGUAUCCAAAUGUGGUUGCAGAGGAGCUAUACAGGUUCUUGCAUGAGAAUUUUGAGUUGAAGGCAUAAAAAAGAUUUAUGGUGAUCUUAAGUUAUAGUUGUCAAGGGGCAGAGGUAAAUGAUUCUUACUGGCAUUGAACUCUUUACUUUUCCCCCUAAUAUGUUAUAAGUCUGUCACUAAGGCUCUAUUUGGACUGCUGAUAGUUUUGUUGAUUAAAUUAUGUAGGAGAAUAUGCAUAUUCAUUUAUACGGUUAACUCUCCUAUUUGUUUAAAAUUCAAAAGAUAAUAAAAUAAAUUCACUAAUCUAUUGAAAUCAUUGUGUA
Molecule: messenger RNA, 1505 nt
Organism: Camellia sinensis
Lineage: Eukaryota; Viridiplantae; Streptophyta; Magnoliopsida; Ericales; Theaceae
Source: RefSeq, a predicted model, not a curated record